GGUCGUCCCAACUCGUUGUUUCUCCCAAAUCCCCCACUCGGCACCGCGAGACCGAACCCAUUCGCCAUCUCGCCGCCGGUGAAGUCGCCAUGGCCGACCACGCCGCAAGCGAGGAGGAGCCGCCCAUCCUGCUCGACCGCGCGGCGCGUGCCACCCGAGGAAAGAGGAUAACCAAGCUCGUAGAGGAGGAGGUCGAGCUUGACGAGGCUUUCUGGGGCCAAGAAGCCCUGAAGGAGGACGAGGAGGAUGAUAACUAUCAGGAAGAGCAGGAUGCUGGUGAUGUAUUCGACAGUGAUUUCGAUGAAGAUGAACCUCAACCUGACGACGACCCAGAGAAGGAAGUGAGUGAGAGAUUACCUAUUAAGAAGCGGCUAGUUUUCCCUGGGAAGACCAUGAAAAAAAUGAAAGCCAAGAAGAAGAAGAAGAAGAAUAAGGUCAUCAAACUAGAGGAUGAUGAAGGCAUAGAUGACAAGAAUCCUGAUAAGACAACUUCAUCCAAACAAUCAGAUGUUCCUGAUGAAUGGGAGUCUGAGAAAACGAUCAGGAAAUCAACCAGAACAUCUGUCAUUGUGAGACAAGCUGAGCGAGAAGCAAUACGUGCUGAAAAGAAAGCUACUGCUAAGCCAAUUAAGAAGAGAAAAGAGGGAGAAGAAAAACGUAUGACACAAGAAGAGAUGCUCUUGGAAGCAGCUGAAACUGAGAUUAUGAACAUGAGAAAUCUUGAACGUGUACUGGCAAGAGAGGAGGAGGUGAAGAAAAAAGCUGUUGUUCAGAAAGCUGUCUAUGAGGGUCCUACACUUCGAUUUCACUCGAGAGAUGGGGAAUCACGUCUGGAAUUCAUUAAUGGGGCAUCAUUUGGGUCUGAACUUUGUACGACUUCAACUCCUUAUCCGGAGAAAUCUGUUUGCGUUGUAACAGGACUUCCUGCCAAAUACCGUGAUCCAAAGACUGGAUUACCUUAUGCGACAAUGGCAGCGUUUAAGAUCAUCCGGGAGAGUUUCCUGAAAGAGGAGCCGGAUAAGAAGAGGCCCAACAUGUCAAAUAUGGGAGAACUCUUUGAAUCAGUAGCCGGCGAACAUUCUACGCCUAAGAAGAAAAGAAUAGAGUCAAGAUCGCCAAUAUCAGGGGACCUAAGGCACGGCGGACGCUUCAGACGAAUACCUGCUCUUGAUGUCAUGGACGAGGACUGACAAGAGAUCUUCUCUGACAGUGCGGUUGCAUAUGAUGCCAUGUGUUAGCAUGAGGACUUGCCAGAGAUCUCUGCUGGCGUGGUUGCAUACGAUGCCGUGAUAGCAUGGGGACUGGCCGGAGAUCUACGACGGCGUGGUUGCUUACGAUUUCAUGUUAGCAUUAGAAACAGUAGAGAUGUUCCUGAUGCUGCCGCUUGUGCAAUGGCAUGUUGUAAACGAACUGCUGUCAGUUGAUGGCUUCUUGUGUUAGGUGUGCUGGAAUCGUGGUCCUAGGGACUGUUCAACAUAGCCUCAGCAUUGCACCCUGA
Messenger RNA from Triticum urartu, 1498 nucleotides. It is a transcript of the gene SWC2, whose product is annotated as DNA binding protein SWC2. Lineage: Eukaryota; Viridiplantae; Streptophyta; Magnoliopsida; Poales; Poaceae. The record is from RefSeq and is a predicted model, not a curated record. Gene Ontology annotation, cellular component: nucleus.